Aphanomyces astaci is the source of this 676-nucleotide messenger RNA. RefSeq lists its product as hypothetical. Bases 51 to 617 code for a protein of 188 amino acids. Lineage: Eukaryota; Oomycota; Saprolegniomycetes; Saprolegniales; Verrucalvaceae. The record is from RefSeq and is a predicted model, not a curated record. The transcript has a single exon.
GCUGGCCCAUGCCUACAAUAGUCUUCAUUCAUUGUACAUUUUGAUAACUCAUGAACUCUGCCAUCAUCGAAGCUGCCGCGUGGGAAUGCAAGUCCUGGGGGGACUCUGUCAGUGCGUUUCGUGUGCACAUGGAAUCCAACCAAGCGGAAUGCUAUUCCAACAACGGCCGCGACUGCUUGUGGGUGACGUCCAUGUAUGUGUGUCGCGGCAACAUGGUGGAUUUCGAUGGCAAGAUGGUUGCGCAGCCGUUGAAGCCGCUUCGGUGUGGGCCCAUGUACGAACAAGUGUGGGGUAUGUCGGGUAACAACGAAACACAUUGGUGCAAGGCCAUGUAUCCUUCGUUGGCACUCAUGCCCCAGGCAGCAAGUACCCCCGCGAGUGGUGGUGCAGGAAUGCUGCGUGUGACGUUGGCUCCACUGCCCCUGACGGUCGCUGGGAAAUCGGCAGCAACCGACAAUGACAUUGGGGUGUGGCCAGCGAUGCUGUGCGGAGUCACCGUCAUUGUAGCGUUGGGGGCGAUUGCAUUGGUCAUUUUCAUGUGGAAAAAGAAGAAGCAACAGCUUGUGAACAUGACUGCGAAGGCGCCAGCGUACCAGCUCAAGGAAGAUAACAUUUAAUCGAGCAGAUGGUACCAUUGCAACCAGUUUAACUGGAAAGUGCAAUUGAUGUUUCGCAA